Phacochoerus africanus (Common warthog) is the source of this 861-nucleotide messenger RNA. RefSeq names its product odorant-binding protein-like. Gene Ontology annotation, molecular function: small molecule binding; odorant binding. NCBI's taxonomy places the organism in Eukaryota, Metazoa, Chordata, Mammalia, Artiodactyla, Suidae. The record is from RefSeq and is a predicted model, not a curated record. Bases 70 to 591 code for a protein of 173 amino acids. The transcript is spliced from 7 exons.
AUUCCGACUCUCUCUAACAACGGGGACAGUCCAAGCUUCUCCUGAAGAAGAAUCGCAGGAACCACCAGGAUGAAGAGUCUGCUGCUGAGUCUGGUCCUUGGUCUGGUUUGUGCCCAGGAACCUCAACCUGAGCAAGAUCUCUUUGAGCUUUCAGGAAAAUGGACAACCAACUACAUAGGCUCUAGUGACCUGGAGAAGAUUGGAGCAAAUGCACCCUUCCAGGUUUUCAUGCGUAGCAUUGUAUUUGAUGACCAAGAGAGCAAAGUAUACGUCGACUUUUUUAGAAAGGAAAAUGGAAUCUGUGAAGAAUUUUCUCUGAGCGGAACCAAACUAGAAGGCAAUACUUACGAUGUUGACUACGUAGGUGACAACAGAUUUGUAAUUAAUUACGCGUCCGAAACUGCCCUGAUACUCACUAACAUCAACGUGGAUGAAGAAGGCAACAAAACCGUAAUGACGGGACUGUUGGGCAAAGGAACUGACAUUGAAGACCUAGAAAUAGAGAAGUUUAAAGAGGUGACGAGAGCGAACGGGAUUCCAGAAGAAAAUAUUGUGAACAUCAUCGGAAGAGAUGACUGUCCUGCCAAGUGAAUCAAAAGGGACUUCAACAUCACCAAACUGGUCCACGCUCCUAAACCUUUGUCCUGUUUCAUUCAUCAAUAGGAUGCAACACGAAGAACCAGGCAUCGCCAUUGCUCCAUGGAAUCAAUACCAAUGACCCACAUGCCUGGUUCCUGCCUCUUAUAAUCCUUCCCUGCCCAUGAUUAUCCCACGUCAUCUCUCCUGAUCCCUUAAUCACAUCCUCUUGGGUGGUCCUUGACUUCGGAAGGUUCAAAUAAAGGGAAUUCAUGCAGACCUGGA